Messenger RNA from Corvus hawaiiensis (hawaiian crow), 6050 nucleotides. RefSeq names its product chromosome 2 C11orf87 homolog (gene C2H11orf87). The transcript has 2 exons. The record is from RefSeq and is a predicted model, not a curated record. Lineage: Eukaryota; Metazoa; Chordata; Aves; Passeriformes; Corvidae. The coding region runs from base 239 to 715 and encodes 158 amino acids.
CCGAAGCGGCGGCGGCUCCGCUCCUGCGCUCACUCCGCGCUGCCGCAGCCCCCAGCGCCCGCGGCGGCCGGGCGCUCCCUCGCCGCGCAGGCUGCUCGGCUACUUCAGAGCCAGCGGGAGGCUGAGCCGGCAGCAUCCCGGGCAUUUCCAGCAAGCGCCCGCCAGCAGCCCGACACCGACUGAAAUUUAGACGUCUUCAGAGAGGGGAGGAAGAUCCUCAUCUUCCGUAGCCUCCUCAAUGAGUGCCAAGCUCUCCAAAGAGUUGAGGCUGUCCCUGCCGCCUUGUCUUCUGAACAGGACAUCUGCCACCUUAAAUACCAGCAGCACCUGCAUCACGCAAGUGGGUCAGCUCUUUCAGUCCUUCUCAUCCACCCUGGUUUUAAUUGUUCUGGUCACCCUCAUCUUCUGCCUGAUCCUCCUCUCCCUCACCACCUUCCACAUCCACAAGAGGAAGAUGAAGAAGCGGAAAAUGCAAAAGGCUCAGGAGGAGUAUGAACGAGACCACUGUGCCCGCAGCAGCAGUAGCAGCAGCCAGCACCCUGGGACAGUGGUGCAGGGAGAGGCACCCCAAGGAAGAGACAGCCGACUGGGAAGACCUCCCCAGGACUCAGAAAUCCAGCGCUCCUCUCCCUCGGCAGCCCCCAGCUCUCAGCAAGCACAGGCUUGUUUGGACACAGCUGGCACGGGGCUCCUGCAGACGGUGAUUUUGUCAUGAUGGUUUGGGGGAGACCUCGCGAAGGCACUGAUUGAUGUUUGUAAAUAUCUGAGUGAUUAUUCUAGUCCCUGAAGAAGAAGAAAACAUUGCUAAUUCAAAUGAAUGAACAAGCCCCUGAUCCAAGCGCAUGACAGAUCACAUUGCGUUUCUCAUUGACUGUGUGAGGAAAGAAUGCAUCUUUUUACUCGAGAAGGAGCUGCACACAGCUACUAAAUAUCAAGUCAUCCACUUGCAGGAGAGGGUCAGGGGUAGGGGGUCUCUUUUCCCUGGACAUUAUUACCCCAAGGAUGGGGAUGUUCCCGCUCUUGGGAUUCCCACUGCACCCUGUGUCACUGUUACAUGGUGUGGGUUGGGGUGUGGGUGAGUGGUGUGGGGAGAAAGGCAGGUCUGGUGGGUGCCUUGGGACCCUUCUGUCGUCUCGGAGCAGACUGGCGGUACACUGUGGUCUCUCCUUUUGUGCUGGGAUCUAUAUCCCUGUCCCACCUCUCUCACUCCUUUCCAGGACUGGAUAUUGCUUUGUGUAGAAAUGGCCAUCCCUAGUUGGGCUUAAUUGCAAGCACCCCAUGGCCUUGUGCCCCCAGCGGCAGCACUGAGUGACCCACUAUCUGGGGUAUGGAGUCAGCUGUCUGCAUAGAGUGGUGCCUGCGGUCUCCUCUCCCAUCAGCUCCCUUCAUCUUGAAAAGCCCCCCUUCCCCAUGCCAUGAACCGUGAAACCCAAACCCAGUACUGUUCUGUGUGGGAGAGGUAAUGUGCAGUAACUUGCCUGUCCUCUCCCAGAGGAGGUUGUCUUUGUACCUCCUGUUGGUCCUGAAACCAUCCAGUUCUGUGCCAGGCACCCUGCACUGAAUGCCUGCGUUUACAGCUUUGUCUCCCAUCAAGGAAUCCUGCAGCAGUACAGAUCUUGGUUCUACUUUUUUAGGCUGAUAUGUAUUUUCAACCUUCCUAAUCUUGUAGACAAUUAGGGACAGACAGCACUUCAUUUUCUCCUGUUUCCUCUCUUUGGAAACAAACAGUACAGUUGUGCAAAGCAUCCAGUCCUAAACCCUGGCAGAUAUUUAUUUUUGAAGUGGCUGCUUAGAAGUGGUGUAGUUUAUCCCUAGCAAGUACCGAGUUUUGUUGUCUCUGGAUGGCGAGUGUGAGUGGCUGGUACUGUGUGUGCUGGAGGACGCAGUGUCAUUUACAGAAAAUGCGUCUUUGCUUAGUGAUUAAAUCAAUGACCAUUACUUGAAGGUGCCUUAACAGCGUGCCGUAUCCAAACUUUGAAACAUCUAGUGUGGUAUCGUAGCAGAGGCAGCCCUCUACUGUGCAUACUUACAUCUAAAAAUUACAGCAAAGAAAAAGUGAUCCCGAGGGAUUUCUUCUUUUUUUUUUUUUCUUUCUUUCUUUCUUUCUUUCUUUCUUUCUUUCUUUCUGUUCCAUCGUUUAAAGUGAUUUGAGGAUAUAGUAAUAGCCCACAGUUUUUAAUGUUCUGCAUCCUUUGUAUUUCUUCUCUGACAUGCUCUGUCUCCCAGGUUGGCUGACUAGAAAAAUCCCAGACACAUAGACCAGGAGGUCUGGGUCCGUAAUCUCUGAGUGAAUGUCAUUAACCAAUUUAAAACUGGGAAAGAGAGUGGCAGAAGUCCUCCAUAGCCCUCUAAUACCUCCAAAAUACAGAGAUUUCAGGGCAGUAUUUCUGUUACCCAGUUUUAUCGCUUCCUGAUCUUUCCUGGUCUGAUGGAAAAUUGCUGUUAAGUUUGGAUCCGUGCCUCUAGCGUUUUAGGCAGGAGCUGUACCAGGGAGGGAGCCCAAGGAGCCGCUCCAGCCGCUGAGGUUAGUGUGGCGAGCUGCCGGGCGUGCGACUGAGCGGGGAGUGUUUGCACAUCGCCGUUCGACGGGAGCCGUGGCUGGCUCUUGCUGCUGGCCGGUGUGAUCGGAUGGUAAUGGGUACUUCGUUGUUGCUGGGCAAGGAAAUUGGCUUUGUUUUGUUUCCCCUAAUAAAGGAUGCAUGAACUUUUGUGUUUAACCUCCUUAUGCAACUGCGGCACAGUAUUGCACCACAGGGAAUAGGUUUAGGACAAUGAGGAGGGUUCAGUGAGCAGUAAUUGAGCUUCCUGACCGUUGAUCUCCGCUAAAUAGAGAGGUAUUACUUUCCCCUUUAUUUUGUGCCUUUAAACCAACCCCCCCCCCCCCCCCCACCCCAAACCAACAGUGUGUAAUUUCGAGUUUUAUAAAAGCAAUAAGAUGUUCCAAAUCACUCCAGUGCAUUUCUGGUUGAUGAUUCCACUUCUUUAGUGUCUGAAGUCAGAUACUCUUCCUUCUGCCUUAUGCACUCAAGGCAUGCAAUAAUUCCCCAGAAGUGCACUGCUUGUCACAUCUCAUUGCAGUUAUAAAAUUGCCCUAUUUUUGAAGAAAAAAAGAAGGAUGGAGAGAGAUAUAUAUCUUUAUAUAUAUAGUAUGGAUAUACAGGUAUAUGUAUUAUUUAUAUAAAUAACUUGUGCCACUGAAAGUAGUUGCAAAAGUGUGACUAGAGUUAAAAUGUUAUUAUGUAAAACUCUAUCCUCUGUUAAUUAGCUUUGAUUUAAUAUUUUAAUAUCUCUGUAUUUAUGUAAAUCUGUGUAAAUUAUAUGGUCUAUUAGUAAAAUUUCAUACUGACUUUAAUUUUCGCGGAACUGUGAGCUUCUUGUGGUGUCAUUUAAGGUUUUUUAUUUCUAAAGUUAAAUUAGACAAGAUAUGAGGAGUUGUAAAUUCCUAUUAUCACACAGAAUUACUGCAGUAAGGUUCAUGCAUAUUCCCAGUACACAGCCCUAUCUUGAGGUAUUGCAAGCUUAUGAGGUUUAGUUGAAUGGUCUCAGGAGAUCUAGCUGAUACAAGCAGGACACGUAGGUUUUCAUUUUCAUGAAACAAUAAGCAAUCUAGGGAAUAGAUGUGGAUUUUUAAAACACAGUUUAUGCUUGGAGGUUCUGUCAAACCAAUUGCUUCAAAACCCUACAGCUACAGCUAAACUUCUGCACUUAGCAUUCAGUAUUAAUAAGGCUGAUGCUUCUUUCCCCUCCCCCCCUACUUAAAAUAGAAAAGAGUAGAAAAUUGUUCAUAUUUCUAAAGCAUACAUUUUCAGCUAAAUGUGAAACUGCCCAAAGGGUUUUGAAUAUACAUAUUUUAUGCAAGUGUAAUAUCUAUGUAUCUGUAUUCAUAUAUUUAAAUAUUUUUGUGUAACCUUUUCUACGAUAUUUGAUAGAGAUGCUGGGUAAAUGCUUGUACCAUUCUUGAACAUGAGGAAGGAUUUUUACCCUCUCAAUGCGGACAUUCUUUUUCCUGUGAAUUUGCACUGGUUUCGACAAGUGACAAUGAUGACUGGGCAGCUGACUGCUGGCUGAUAGAAGCACAGACUCUGUUUGCUCUGUUAAGGAGCACAUCCUCUGGCUGGAUUUUCCUGCUUCUGAAUUGGAACUGGUUGGCUGCUAGCAUCGUGCUUGUGUAAGAAUAAGAAGUGCUGUGGUGCUCAGUAGUUCCUGUCUGGACCAGCCGUCAUUCCGUGGAAGAAGCACGACAGCAGUGACUCCUUUUGUAGAGCCUAGUGAGAACAGAGCUGAUGGGCAAUGUGAUGGCCAUGCUGGGACUGGCCUGGACAAUCAGUGGCGCCUCGUCCUGCACUGCUGUCCUCAGAGCCUGCUGCUGCCCUGGGGAUUCUUCCAGCUCCUGCUGGCAUCAACAGGAGUGGCUUGCACUGACUGCCAAGGGACUGAGAUCCCAUCUGUAGUUCGCACGGAGGGUGACAGCUCUCCACAUCACCACCGCUGACCCUGUUCUACACCUGUCCUAGCAGUCUCCACGGGGACAGAAACCACUGCCUCCCACGAGGGCUAGGGUGCUUCAGCCUGGUGGCACUGGGAAACCUGCACUGCUACUAUUAGCUCUGCUUCUAUGGACUGAGGCACUUAGGUUUCUACAUGGAUCAUGGACAGGGAAUGUCAUUUCAUUCAAGUAUAUCAUUCCGGCAUUUUUUUCUGUGGGGGUUUGUCUACUGCAAAUGUAAUUUCAGAUGAAAUUUGCUGGGCUCUCCAUCCAGACAUGUUUUAACUUUUGAUAUAUCUCUCUCAGAUGUGUAUCUGUAAAUUUAUAGAUAUAUAUCUCAAAAGAAAUGCUGGACAAAAAGCAAAGAACAGAGACUUCACAUUAUUGACAAAACUGUCCUAUGACAAGAAAAUGCGCUUUUUUUUUUCAUUUAUUUAAAAUUAAUUUUAGAAGCUGCAUCUUUAAUGUAAAUAGCAAGUUACUCUGUGAUUAUUGUUUUCCAUAGCAUUUCUGAGUAAUCGCUAUCUUGUUUCUGGAAAGCCGUGUCCAGUGUUAUGAAGCAACUGUGCUUUUUUUCUUCUGUUGUUAUGAAUAUGAGUGCAACUUUUAUGUAGGGGGAAAAAACAGGAUUGGACUCUUUAGAUAGGACUGAGUUAAUUUAAAUCCCAUUAUAGGACUUGGUUGCUUUUUUUCCUUUCUUGUGGUUAUUCUCUCUGCGCAUUUGUGUUUUUUCUAUGGGUACUUGAAACCCUAUGUUUUAGUAAGUAUGCAAGAUAUGAAGGGAAACACGACAAAUGAUGUAGGAAACAUUAUUUUUCCUCUUUUGUGUAAAUAGCGAAAUUUAUAAUGACUUAGAUACCAUUUCAUUACAUUUCUCAUCUCUAUAGAAUUUGGCAUGACACAUAUACAAACCUCUAAUAGCGCUUUCAUUUAUGUUAAAAGUUAGAACUACUUUUAUCCAGGACUGACUUUGUCAUCUCUUUCAGGUAUCCAAUAUUUUUUCCCCUAAGCCAAGUUUUCCAUCUGAUUGCUAAAUAAAUUUCUAGUAGAGCAGAGCCUGCUCUGUUUUUAGUCUUUUACAUGUAGGUCUCUGGUCUGAAUCCAGCCAAACUCAUUAGUGUAGAAAAUGUGUUAUGAACUUGCAAGAACUAGAUGGUGUAUGAGCUGUGAGGAGAGAGGUGACUGGCAAGCAAACAGGUGAAAUGCCUGGCAAUGGCAAUAGUUGGCUUUCUUGUUUGGAGUUGUGGAAGAGAAGCUUCCCCUUCCACUGGAUGGACCUGGGUGAAGGGUGACCCAUUCCAGCCACAGUGGAGACAAGUAUUGAUGUCCUUGCUGAUAGUGUUGCUCUAAAAUGUCAUUUUCUAUAUGACACUAGGUCUUAUUUCUGUAAAUUAUAUGUAAUGUAUUUCUUAUUCAAGUCAAAGAGGUUUUCAUUGCUUUAUCAAUACUAUAUGUUCUCUGUGGAUAAUUAGAAGAAUUAAUUUUCCAACCCUUUUAACCCCCAAUACCUCUACAAGCAUCAAUUUUGUAUGAGUUAGGAAAUAAAUAAAUAUUUGGAUCAGAA